AUGGAGAGGAAACAUGGGUUUUUUUCGGCGUUGGAGGAAGUAGUGCGCGGGUUAUCUCCGGCGAGGUCGCGGGCCAAGAGUCCUGGUCGGAGCGUGUCUCCGAUGUCGGGUCUGCUCCGACGGAAGGUCAGGUCGAGCAACUCCGACAACUUGGUUGCGAGAUCCGGCAGCCUGAGGCCGGUGGGCGAGACCCUGACUCCGUUGAUGGAGGGCCCAGAUCCGGAUGGCGAGGAAAUUGGGGAGUCGAAGCGGUUCGGGUCUGGUAUUGGGCAAUGGGUCCGAGGGCAGCUGACCCGGAACCCGUCCGUCGCCGUCGAUGGCGGCGGCGGCAGCAGGAGGUCUGAUUUGAGGCUGCUUCUCGGAGUAAUGGGUGCGCCGCUGGCUCCUGUGCACGUUAGCACCACCGACCCUUUGCCCCAUCUCAGUAUAAAGGACACGCCCAUUGAAACUUCUUCGGCACAGUACAUUCUGCAACAGUAUACUGCAGCAUCCGGCGGGCAAAAAAUCCAAAACUCGAUUAAAAAUGCAUAUGCCAUGGGAAAGCUGAAGAUGGUGGCCUCAGAAUUCGAAACUGCAUCGAAAAUCGUCAAGAACCGAAACAUCGCUAGAGCUGCUGAAUCGGGUGGAUUCGUUUUAUGGCAAAUGGAUCCCGACAUGUGGUACGUCGAGCUUGCAGUCGGGGGAAGCAAAGUUCACGCGGGCUGUAAUGGCAAGCUCGUCUGGCGCCACACCCCAUGGCUCGGUGCCCACACUGCAAAGGGACCCGUUCGGCCCUUACGCCGUGCCCUGCAGGGGCUCGAUCCAAGAACAGUUGCCAGUAUGUUCGCAGAUUCGAUUUGCAUAGGAGAGAAAACCAUAUACGGUGAGGAUUGCUUCAUCCUGAAGCUGGCUGCCGAUCCUCAGACGCUCAAGGCGCGUAGCGAAGGCCCGGCCGAGAUCAUUCGCCACGUCAUGUUCGGUUAUUUCAGCCAGAAAACAGGCCUUCUCGUUCACAUGGAGGAUUCUCAUCUGACCCGGAUACAGUCCAACGGUGGGGAGGCCGUUUAUUGGGAGACCACAAUCAAUUCAUUCUUGGAUGACUAUCGGCCGGUCGAGGGAGUCAUGAUAGCACAUUCCGGAAGAUCGGUCGUGACCCUUUUCCGAUUUGGGGAGAUGGCUAUGAGCCACACGAAGACUCGUAUGGAAGAAGCUUGGACCAUUGAGGAAGUUGCUUUCAAUAUCCCGGGCCUUUCCAUGGAUUGUUUUAUACCACCGGCUGAUUUGAAAUCGGGCUCGAUUAGUGAGACUUGCGAGCUGCCGCACGAGGAUAAGGGCAAAUCCGGCAUUUUACUUGCCAAGAAUGGGGCGAAAGUGGCUGCGCUAGUACGAGACGGGCAAGCUGGCGGCAAUGUGGUGUGGAAGGUGGAGAUUUGA
Messenger RNA from Striga hermonthica, 1413 nucleotides. The record is from the annotation of a GenBank genome assembly. Lineage: Eukaryota; Viridiplantae; Streptophyta; Magnoliopsida; Lamiales; Orobanchaceae.